AUGUCGCUUCUGGCUCUGGCGCCCGUAGGCCAGGCUGCGAAUUUCACCUUAGUCACCGAAGACUUCGGACCAAAUCCAAGGGGCGUCGGGUUUUAUAUAUACGUGCCAGACCAGCUUGCUGCGAGCCCGCCAGUAUUGGUCAAUCCGCAUUGGUGCCAUGGUGCUGCCAAUGAUACCUACAUUUACUCGCAGUACGCCAACCUGGCCGACCAACAUGGUUUCAUCGUCAUAUACCCCGAUAGCCCGAAUCUGGAGGACAAGUGCUGGGAUGUAUCAUCCAAUGAGACGUUAACUCAUGACGGUGGUGGCGACAGUUUGGGCAUUGUCAGCAUGGUCCGGUGGACAUUGGAUAAAUAUAACGGAGAUGCAAGCCGGGUGUUCGUAACUGGGGUAUCCUCGGGUGCUAUGAUGACCAAUGUCCUGCUCGGCGCCUAUCCUGACGUCUUUGCGGCCGGCUCUGCUUGGGCAGGAGUUCCAUUCGGCUGCUUUGCGGGCGAUGGGUACGAUGUUUGGAGCAACGCCUGUGCCACGGGGGAAAUCACCCAUACACCGGCUGAGUGGGCGUCUAUCGUUCAUGCCGCUUAUCCAGGUUACAAUGGCUGGCGGCCGAAAUUCCAGCUGUUUCACGGCACGGUUGAUCAGGUCCUCAAUUUCACGAACUUCGGGGAAGCCAUCAAGGAAUGGACAGCAGUUUUCGGACUGAGCGAACGGCCCACCGGCGUAACGUCUGACUGGCCCAAGACGGACUGGACGAGAUACACGUAUGGCAAUGACUGGUUUGAGGCAACUAGUGCGCUGAAUGUGACGCACGAUAUUGGUACCAACGAAACAGUGGUGAUGGACUGGUUUGACCUUGGCUGUACGACUGGAGAUUGCUUCAAAUGGGGUAGAGGAGGCCCCUCUAACCGCACGGCGUAUGCGAGCAAGCAGAACGGAAAGCAUCAUGUACGCCUCUCCUAA
Molecule: messenger RNA, 960 nt
Organism: Truncatella angustata
Lineage: Eukaryota; Fungi; Ascomycota; Sordariomycetes; Amphisphaeriales; Sporocadaceae
Product: Alpha/Beta hydrolase protein
Exons: 4
Coding region: 1-960 (319 amino acids)
Cellular component (GO): extracellular region
Molecular function (GO): hydrolase activity
Source: RefSeq, a predicted model, not a curated record